Messenger RNA from Oxyura jamaicensis (ruddy duck), 3355 nucleotides. It is a transcript of the gene MYL9, whose product is annotated as myosin light chain 9. Gene Ontology annotation, molecular function: calcium ion binding. Bases 185 to 703 code for a protein of 172 amino acids. Gene Ontology annotation, biological process: platelet aggregation; myofibril assembly. Gene Ontology annotation, cellular component: cytoplasm; myofibril; stress fiber. NCBI's taxonomy places the organism in Eukaryota, Metazoa, Chordata, Aves, Anseriformes, Anatidae. The record is from RefSeq and is a predicted model, not a curated record. The transcript has 5 exons.
CCGGCCACCCGCUCGCGCUUAGGGCUGCGCCGCCGGCCGGCUCUGGCAGAGCAGCGCCGCCGGCUCCGCAGCUGCCCCGCUCCGGCCCAGGCUCUGAGUUGCUGUAGGAGGAGUUUGUGGUCGCCUCCCCCUCUGACGUCCUGAGGCCAGAUUCUCCCACCAAGGUACCACCCCAGCCAUCAAGAUGUCCAGCAAACGUGCCAAAGCCAAGACCACCAAGAAGCGCCCACAGCGCGCCACCUCCAAUGUCUUUGCCAUGUUUGAUCAGUCACAGAUCCAGGAGUUCAAGGAAGCCUUCAACAUGAUCGACCAGAAUCGCGAUGGGUUCAUUGACAAGGAGGAUCUGCAUGACAUGCUGGCUUCCAUGGGAAAGAACCCCACCGACGAGUACCUGGAGGGCAUGAUGAGCGAGGCACCAGGGCCCAUCAACUUCACCAUGUUCCUCACCAUGUUUGGGGAGAAGCUGAAUGGCACCGACCCAGAGGAUGUCAUCCGCAAUGCCUUCGCCUGCUUCGACGAAGAGGCAUCAGGGUUCAUUCACGAGGACCAUCUGCGUGAGCUGCUGACCACCAUGGGAGACAGGUUCACCGAUGAGGAGGUGGAUGAGAUGUACCGGGAGGCGCCCAUCGACAAGAAGGGCAACUUCAACUAUGUGGAGUUCACCCGCAUCCUGAAGCACGGGGCCAAGGACAAAGAUGAUUAGUGCCAAGAGCUGCUCCCUGCCUUCUGCGCACGCUGCCUGCACCCCUGCCCCCUUGCUGCCCAGCCCCACAGCAGGCUUCCCCCCAGCCAGGACGUCACCCUGCUCCAUGUCAUGCCAAUGCUGGCAUGUGGCACUGCACCCUUGCUGGAGGAAGUACUCCCUUCACCGUGCUGUUGCGUGCACAUCCAUCCUCUCCCAUUGCCUCUCCCGCCUGUGGGCUCAGCCCCCAGGACCCAGACAGGCUCCAUCCCCACCAAGCAGCUGCUCUCCCCAUGGAGAAGAGGGGGUCCUGGGGCAAGGGGCGAGCAGCCCAGGUGAGCACUGGCUGGUGGGGAUUUUGGCUGGCUCAAACCAGUGCAGUCCAUGGGACCUGAUACAGAUGGAGCUCUCCCCUUACCUCCCACAAUCCCUUCCUUUAGGAAAGAAAACAAACAAACAAACAAAAAGACACUUUGUUUCCUCUUCUAUGGCUGUUUUAUGGCUUUAGAGCCUGUGAUUUGAGGGAUUCAGAAAGCUGAAGCAGCCUAUAAAAUCUGAUGGUGUAAUACAAAAGUGUGCUGCAUGGCUCCCUCCCUGAUUAGUGCAGCCCUGGUGCCGUGCCGCUCAGAUUUAGGGUUGAAGGCCACUUGUGCCCCUGGCUUCCACACCACAUCCCCCUGCCUCUGCCCUUGUCCACUGGGGUCUCCUCCUGACAACAUCCUCUUUCAAAGCUAAAUCAUUCCCAAUCCGUCUGUGCUAAAUUGGCUUAAGCAUCAUUUUCUGCCUUUGCUGAUGGGAGGAAGGGAGUUGUGCUUUGGGACAGGCAGAGGAAAUUGACUGAGAUACAAGGGAGGAAUCCUCUCCUCUCUGCUCCACUCCUCUCUUCCCCUCUCAAGCACCCAGCAUCAUCCCAUGCUCACUGCCAACACCCCUGUUGAAGCCAGGGCUGCUGAGGCAGCAUGGUCCCUGCACUGCCAGCCCUUCCUCAGCAGUCAGCUUUGUUGUGCUGUUUGUCCCAUUGGUUUGAUUAAUUAACACCAUCCUGACAUAGCAGGAAGGGAUAAGGGGGUUCCUACAUUGCAAAUUUACUGUGCUGCUGGAGGUCACUCCAUCUCCAUCCCUUCAAAGGAUGAGGAGGCAAAUGUGAUGACAAACCCAGAGAGCCUGGUGAGGUGGUGCCCAGGGCACAGCUGCCAGAAGAGCUCAGAUGGGGCUGGUGGUGCCCCAGGAGCACAUGGAGCUGGGGUUGAUGCCCCCUCUCCCCUCUCUCCCCCUCAGCCUGCCAGGCCUGGGGCCAUGUCCUUGCCUGGGACAUGGCCCAUGGUUUGAGAGCUUGUCCUUGGUUCCUGGUGCUUCUGCUUUCCAGGCACUGUCAGUGCAAGGAAGCACAAGCUGUAUUAUCACAGAGAGGGGAGAGGGGAGGCCAAGCUCUCCCAGAGGGGCUUGUGCUCUGCAGCAGCAGCCAGGCACAAGCCUACCUCCGGGCUCAUAGAGCAAAGCUGGGCACUGUUUAUUCCCUAAUGCUUUGCAUACUGGGGAAAAACAUGCAGUCCUUCCACUUCCAAAGCAAAGUCCCAGGCAUGAAGGCUGCUGAAGGGCAGGAUGUUUUUUUAAAAAGCUUCUUCACUGAGCUGUAUGUCAAAGCGAACAUCUCACAGACAUCACGGGGCCAAUGGCUCCGUCCACUCACGGGUCUGAUAUCAGAGCUGACUCUCAGAAGAUAUCCCUCAAUCCUGCUGCCAGCAAAGUAGAGAAACCUUGUUAGUGGACACAGGGCUGUGUAUGGGAAGAAUAAAUCUGUGCUUUGCAAGGUGGCAUCCUGCCUCCCCUGCCCGCUGGAGCUCCUUGCAGGUGGAGCACAUGGAGAUCGGGCUGCUGCGCAAGACUGCAGAGGGCCUUAUGAAACUGCAUGGAGGCACCAAAAGGCAGGUGCUGUUGUGGGUGGAUUGAUGUAAAGUGAAGCACAUGGGGAAGAUCAGCCCCAGCUUCACAGCUGGAAUGCCCCAGCUCCAGGUGUGUCACACUGAGCAGCAGGAGGUGAGGGGCAGCCCCAAGGAAAGGGAAGAGUUCAACAGCUGUUGAAGAAAAUAAAUAAAUAAAUAAAAUUUAAAAAUCACGUACUAGGAAUUACUAGGAAAAUAAGGGAUUCCAAGAGGGAGUGCUGUUUGAUCAUUGUCUCAGUCCCUGUAUCCCCCACACUUUGAGUAUAAAAAAGAUCCAGCCAAACUGGGAACAAUCAGAGGAGAGCACCAGGGAGGUUUGACAUCAAGGAACUUAAUUUACUAAAGCAGAUUGAUUUAAACUAGGUGAAAAAGGAACUAAGGGGCACACAUGUAAUGGGGCUGUGCUGGUUACACAGAGUGGUGCAGAAGUAACUUUUGGAUACUGGAUCAUUCAACCCUUUCCCCUUUGACUGCACCUCCUGUGCUACCUCCUGAGCUUGUGGAUGGGUUUCUAUCAGCAAUGCUCAGAGUCCUUUCUGUGCUUUGUCACCAACACAAGCAGCUGGGGCUGUUCACCUGCUGUGCUGUCAGCUGUGCAUGCCCCAAAUAUUUUUCAUCCACUUUGGUCAAAGCCACUUCAUCCACAGAGGGCAAAAGAAACAUCAGCAAACCUCAACACUAUUUUCUUGUGAAAAGUUCCCAGGCUUUACUCCUAGGGGAUGUUCUCUUU